UCUCCCGGUAUCAUUCGUGGAACAUUCACGGAUUGAAAUGGAUUGUGCUGCAACGGUCCCAUCAUCAUGAUAUUUUACUUCUUCUUAUUGUUUCCUAUUUCCUAUACAGUCUUCGCCUGUUUUCGUCUUCCAGCACGCAGGUUGGCCCCCUGAAGUUGUUCCGGUGAACGUGCAGAGUGACGGAUUCAACUUUGGAACAGUGCAGUGGUGUUGUGAAUAACUCCGUUUGGCCUCUGUGAAUCGAAAAAUAAGAUGAAUGAGGCAAGUGGGUACGGGAGCGAAUCCACAGAAGAUAGUAAUGACAUGCUGUGGGAAACAAUCAAAGUUGAUCUCGGCUUGAAUAGGGCAUGUCAAACUGAACAACUUCAAUCUUUGAAGGGAUUGUCGGUCAAAUUAUCACCUAGUAAACGAAAAGUACGUAAACAUGCAAAGAGGAGCCUAAAGCAUAGAAAAAGAUUUCAUUCCAAGAAGGCGGCUAUCAAGACAGCUUUAUGUAUGAUCAGAGCUGUGACUCGAAAAAUAAGAUUUGGCCGAAAAGUUUCUAAUGGCAAUAAUGGUUAUACUUCAGUCAUGAAUUUCAAGGUGCUUGAUUAUGCUCCCAAAAUUGUGGUUGGCAACAAGCCUGUCUCUCCACCUGUCACUGAACAUCACUCUUUACCUGUCAAUGAAAUUUCCGCCACCAAUGAAGACUGUGGGAAUAAUGUUGAGCAGGGGCCCGUUCUGAAGGAUGAAGCAACUCAAACCACACUCCUCAGUUUAGAAGAAAAGUCCUCACAAACCAGCAUACAAGAAAAUUCUAAUUCAGACCUGUGUGAUGUUGCCAAUUCACAUAUCACCAUACAACCCAAAUCUUGUGGAAGGGCAUUUGUCCCUUCAUGUGCUUGUUGCUCUAAGCCAGUGAUCAAUGUGUUUCCCUGUUCGGGUUUACAACAAGAAAGAGAGUUUCCACAACAAACAUGCCGGCAAAUGGAGGCCAGUCAUGCCAGCAAGCGAGUUCCUGAUGGGAGUCUUGGUACUCAAUACACUCUAAAGCAGAUAUGUGAAGAAUUACUUUUCCAGUUUUCUACCAGAAGAGAGAAUUUUGCUGACAAACAAAGAACUGAGGAGAAUAAUAAUGUGAGGGAUUGUUCUGCCGGGACUUCCACUACUCCUUCAAAUACUGCUGUUUCAAAUCUGAAGGCAGUAGUCCAUUCUCUUGAAAACGCGCAAAGUGAUCUUCAAAAUAAUAUGGUAGCUCAUCAACAGGUGGGGCCAACCAUUAUCAGAACUGCAAGAUCAGAGACUCAGUGUGCACCUCCUGCUGUGCAAUCUAAAACAAUGUGUUUAAAGCCAGUUCCAGAGGAGAAACGUAUGACUCCAAAAUCUGCUUCUACUAUUUCUAAGUCUGUUCUUUCUUGUGUGACCCCAGACCUACUCCAGCUUGCUGGGGAUUGUACUAGAUUUCGUACAAGUCCUCCCCCUGAGGGUCAACGUCAAGAUGCACAUCUAUUCAAGGUUCCUUCUCCACCUAAAAAGAUUGAACAACAAAAAGGUCUUGCCGGGAAAAUGGAUUGCCUUGAAUCAAUCAAUGGUCCAACCAUCAUUUCGCUUGAGGAAAAUUCAAAUAAACUUCUUCAAGAAAUGCUGGCUGCUGGGCUUGUUACAAUAAUUCAUUCUGAGGACAAAACAGAAAAUAUUCCCUCCAACAUUAUUCAGAAUGAAAAUGAUUCUGUUAAAAACUCUUCAGUUCCAACUGACUGCAAAACAGGAAAUCAGAUAAAUAGUUCUCCUAAAUCUUCUGUGACUAACUCACUGAAUAGUUCAGAGGAUUUUGUUCUUGUGAUGGAUGCAGAAGAAAAUGAUCAGAACAUGAUUUGUAAUGAAGAAGUUGCAGGUCCUACAUCCCCUCAAACAAAUGAAAAUAAUGUGCCUAUCAUCAAUGAAAGCAAAACUGAAGAAACUCAAAUGGAUGUUAGGCAUUGUCAAACCAAUGAGCUGAAAGAUAAUGCCUGUAAAGCUAAUGCAAUCAGCAGUACAACCUCUGAUGAUGAAUUAGCACAUACUAGUGAAAAGGACAUCACAAGGAACAAUUCUGACUGCCACUUAAACGAUUUUGAAACUACAGUCCCUGCAAAAAUGAAUGAAUUGAAUAGUCAAGCAACAGAAAAGAUGAUAAAGGAUUCCGUAGCAUUUGAGGAAAUGGAUGCAUCUGAAAUGGAGAAUAUUCUUAUGGUAUGGCGCCAGCAGGAACAACUUCAUAAAGAUCCUCAUCAGAAAUCACCUCCUUCGAGUCAAAACUUUUUGUUCAUGACAAAGAAAACCCGUGAACUGCCAGCAGAACUCAAAAAUGUUAGAGUUUUUCAACCUCCACCCCUGAGGAAAGGAGAAGUUGGCAUUUCAGCCUUACAAAUUUUGAAUGAGAAAGAAAAUGAACCUGCAGUGGUAGAUGAGGAUGAUGUUCCUGAAGUUUCACCGACUGUUCUCCCAACUCCUAAGAAACGUAGGCUGUCACUUAAGAAAAAUCCUCCCUCUCCAUUACCUGUAGUCUUUCAUAAAGGUAAACAAGUAACCGAGGAUUUAAAGAUGAUAGAAGAUAUCCCACCCAUAAAAGAUACUGGACAUUCAUCACCACUACCACUUCCUCCAGCACAGGUGGAAGAGAACAAUGAUGGUGUGACCAGUGAAAUUGAUGAUGACUCUCCAUUAACAACGAGACUACGGAAGAGGAAGGCAAUUUCAUCAGUUUCAAAGGAAAAGGCUGUGUCUGUCUCGGGCUCCUCAAAGAAACAGGACAUUGCAAAAAAACAAACUGAUGUUGAAAAAUCUUCAACUGAUGACAAAUGUUCCAAGAAAGGCAAAGCUCAGAACGUUCAGCAACAAACUGGACUUUCCAAGAAUGGCAAAAUUAAGAAACCUGAAGUGCCAAUUGAAAUUUCUGCGGAAAACAAAAGUAAGAAAGCGGAGAAGACCAGUGAUGCAAAAGCUAAAGGAAAUCCACCAAAAGAGAGGAAAAAGACUUUAUCCUACAAUGAAAUAGUUGAAUUGGCACAGGGUAUGCAUGAUAAGAAACAAAAUUUUGCAGACCAAAUUAAAGAGAGAUUUGACGCCAUGAACAAAAAAUGGCUUAAAGAUAAAUCUACUAAGGAGGUUCCUGAAAAAGAUUUGGAUUUGGUGUCUCAGCCAACUAUGCCUCCCCCAUCCGUCCCAUCUCAAUUGAAUCAAGAGCAGAUUUUUCAGGAAAAAAUACGGAUGCUAAGAGAAGUUUCUGUGUAUGAACUUGGGAAGGCUCAUGACUUAGCAAUCAGUAUUCUGCUCAAUCCAUGGCGUGGAAUUAAUGCUCGGAGAGCAACUCGAGAUUAUGAGCCUCCAUCACAUGACAACAAGUGUGUUUCACGAUCUUUGUGGGAUUUGAGAAGUGGUGCAAGCCCGGACGAUAUUGUAAACCGCAUUAUGUCAAUGGGAUGGAAAGACGUGGACCUCUUUGCAUUGAAAUCAAUGGUAUCCAUGUUUGUGUUAUCUCUAGUUCGUACUGUGCCUUUCAUAAUUGAAGCAGCAAAAAUUGGUGAGGAAGAUGACACCUGCAGUAUUGUAAGUGAUUUGGAUCUAAACUUAAAGAAGAAAGCAACAUCUUUGAGAGUUGUUGCUACCAGGCACAUAUUCAAAGGAGAAUGUAUUGAUGGACUUAAUGGAUUGUUUAUAAAACCUUCAGAAAAAGACAAGGAUAAAAAUAGACUGAGGACGUGGGUCUUUCCCAAAUUUAAGGAAGGCCGCAACUUUGUAGUGCUUGGUCCUCUUGCUUACUUAAAAAGAAAAGAAGGGAAUAGUAACACAGAGGCUCUUAUUUUGAAAGGCGAUGUUGCAAUUGUCAAAGCUACUAGACAGAUACUUUGUGGAGAGCGGCUACUGGUUAGUUUUGAACGCUUGGAAAAAUUUUUGGGUUCAAGAAUAUAAAGCAUACAUGGAAGAAAGUAUGAAAUGUAUUUGAGGGCUGUUAGAAUGCAUUCAACUAUGACCUCCUGGAAUAUUAUUAUUUCAAGCUCUUCCAUUUUAUUUGAGCAUCUUUUCGAAUUGUUGAUUCUUGAUUUAUUGUUGAAAAAGAAUACUUUAUUUUUCUCAUUGUUUGUACAUUACACCAUCUAGAUUGACAAUCUGGUUGGUGAAAAGAAUGGUUUGUUUUGUUUUGUAUUGAUGCAAAUUAUUACUAUUGUUAAUAAUGAAGAAAGUUGUGUUUCUGUUUAAUUUUUCUAUUCAGUUGAACAAUUUAUUGAAUGUUGAUUAAUAAUUUCACUUUAUCAUCUGUUAAUUUGCAAUUUUGUUUGUAAUAAAUUCUAAUCAAUCACUA
Molecule: messenger RNA, 4321 nt
Organism: Thrips palmi
Lineage: Eukaryota; Metazoa; Arthropoda; Insecta; Thysanoptera; Thripidae
Exons: 14
Coding region: 253-3930 (1225 amino acids)
Source: RefSeq, a predicted model, not a curated record